AACAUGAUAGUGACUAAAGCUAACCAAAACGUAUAACAACAAUAAACAAUAAAUAUUGUAUAUUAAUCAACAAUGGGAAAAACAUCAAAAGAUAAACGAGAUAUAUAUUAUCGACGAGCAAAAGAAGAAGGAUGGAGAGCAAGAAGUGCUUUUAAAUUGCUUCAAAUAGAUAAUGAGUGUCAUAUUUUAGAUGGAGUAAACAAAGCUGUGGAUUUGUGCGCUGCACCCGGUAGUUGGAGUCAAGUUUUAUCACGAAGAUUAAAGUAUGUUUUAAUUUAUUUGCAAAUUCAAAUAGAAAACUUUUUGUAUUUAAAUAAUAAAUAUAUUUUUUUUUUCAUGGACAGUGAGAAUUAUAAAAAAGCUUUAGAAACAGGAAAUGCAAUACCUCCAAAAAUAGUUGCAGUUGAUUUACAAGCUAUGGCACCAUUGGAAGGAGUGAUUCAAAUUCAAGGAGACAUUACGAAUAUUGACACUGCAAAACAAAUUAUCUCUCAUUUUGAUAAUGAGCAAGCUGAUUUAGUAGUUUGCGAUGGAGCACCUGAUGUGACAGGUUUACAUGAUAUGGAUAUUUAUAUCCAAUCUCAGUUAUUAUUAGCAGCUUUGAAUAUUACUACUCAUAUACUAAGACAAGGAGGCACAUUUGUUGCAAAAAUAUUUAGAGCUAAAGAUGUGACUUUGCUAUAUGCUCAACUAAAAAUAUUUUUCCCCUAUGUCUAUUGUACAAAACCUAGCAGUUCUCGUAACUCUAGUAUUGAAGCAUUUGUAGUUUGUAAAGAUUAUUCACCACCAGAAGGUUAUAAACCUCAUAUGAUGAAUCCUCUCUUAACACAUAAGCCAUGUGAUUUUAAUGACCUUACAGGAAUUAAUAGAGUUAUUGUUCCAUUUGUUGUUUGUGGUGAUCUUAGUCAACCUGAUUCUGAUACGUGUUAUCCAUUGGAUUUUGAAGGAAAAGAAUACACUUAUCACGAACCAGUGCAGACACCGAUUUCACCACCUUACAAAGAAGCACUCAGUUUGAUGGAAGAUAGAGAUACUGAUUUCAGAAGAUACGAUGUUAAUGUAGUUGUAGAUAAUCUAAGUUCAAUGACUAUUGAGGAUUUUAAAAAACAAGCGAAGCAAAAACAUAAAGAGAUAAAUGAAAGUAAAAGGAUCGAAUUGCAAGAUAAUAAAAAAGAUGAUAGCGAGGAAGAUACAUUGGGACUUGACAAGUUAAUGUUCACCGAAUUAUUUGAUGAAUCUAAAAAUAAAGAUAAUGAUAACAUGUAAAAAUGUUAUGAUUUUAUAUUAUACAUAUAAUUUAAGUUAUAAAUGUUUUUAAUAUAUUAAUAACAACCUGUAUACAUAUAUAUGUUUG
Messenger RNA from Apis laboriosa (Himalayan honeybee), 1354 nucleotides. It is a transcript of the gene Trm7-32, whose product is annotated as putative tRNA (cytidine(32)/guanosine(34)-2'-O)-methyltransferase. Lineage: Eukaryota; Metazoa; Arthropoda; Insecta; Hymenoptera; Apidae. The transcript is spliced from 4 exons. Gene Ontology annotation, molecular function: tRNA methyltransferase activity. The record is from RefSeq and is a predicted model, not a curated record. Gene Ontology annotation, biological process: tRNA methylation; cytoplasmic translation. Gene Ontology annotation, cellular component: cytoplasm. The coding region runs from base 73 to 1266 and encodes 397 amino acids.